Molecule: messenger RNA, 1777 nt
Organism: Microdochium trichocladiopsis
Lineage: Eukaryota; Fungi; Ascomycota; Sordariomycetes; Xylariales; Microdochiaceae
Exons: 1
Coding region: 200-1624 (474 amino acids)
Source: RefSeq, a predicted model, not a curated record
CGCCAACCUCGAGGCAACUCUGGCCUCUUCCCAGUCGCUUCGCCGAUAUUUCCUCACUACCUGGUCCUGCCGACGCAUCUCUGAGCACCCAGAAGUCUGCCGGUCCCCCUUUGGUGAACAACGACGUUCCUGAUGAUGCCCGCCGCUUUGCGCUAGCGACCGUGGCGCCACUUUCAGUCCAGCACUUCCCUGCAGAAACAUGGUUCAUGAUCCUGACAGGCCUCAUACCAACAACGUCUUCGUCCGCUUCAGACACUCUGUGGAUGACACUAUCCGUCGCGGCAUUGACACCGUCUCGCACCGCGCGCAGCAGCCCUCCAGCCCAGAGCAGUCCAGCUCGGCUCAUCCGCGACAAGGUCCAACCACUCCAUCUUCCAGCCCGAGUCCAAAGACAGACGCGCUUGUCAUAUACCCCAGUCCUGGCCGAGUACGACUGGUUGACCUCGACCCACCCGUGCAAGAAUCAUCAACAGCGGCUGCGCCCACCACGAGCAUGUCGUCAACACAACCAGAAUCGGCCGUCGCUGUGCCGGCCAACGAUUUUGACAACUUCGCAGACCCAGAGUUAUGGGCUCGUCACUCACCCUACUCCCCCUUUAACCUGCAACAUCUUCCCCAGCCAGUUCCCCGGGAUGUCAGCCAGACCCAAGGCUACAACGACUUCACCUUUCGCGAUGCCUUCGAGGAUCUCAUGCUUGUCAGCUCAGGUCGGCCCCUGCCGCGAGGCCCCGAGUUGCUGGCCAACAAACUCCAUGUAGACUUCAUGUUCGCGCAUGGCAUGCCAGUGUCGAAUUGGGUACGGAUGCUGAGUGUCCGUGGCUUGUGGGCGCCGUACUUCCCACAGCACCCCAAGCUCCACAGCUGGGAGCAUCUCGGCUUGGGAGACGAAAUCGCCUCGAUGCUUAUGGACUGGGGCCUUGACGGACGGUGGCUAACAGGCUUCACCAAGCACCAGGGCCGAUCCCCUGAUGAGAGGUUCUCCACCUCCAAGAAGGAGACCGAUUCGGGUGAGCAGCAAGGUAGUCCUCAGCAGCACCCAGACACCGAGGAGGACCUUUACGGAGACGCAAGGGAGAACACGGGUGACACACAACCGCGUCAUGUGUCACCGUGGGACCUAAUGUUCGAGGCACUCAAUGAAGCUCGCACUCAUCAACCCCGUUCCCAGUCUACAGAAUCAUCAACAGACUUGACCCGCACAGACAAUGCUCUGAAUGGAGACGCUCCGAAGGAGACAGAGGAGACAGACUCUCGCAAGACUUGGGAUGGCGGUAGAGUUGACACAGUCCGGAAGCGACGUGAGCACAAUGGUCAAGUCGAGACAACCGAGACACGGCUCAGAUACGAUGCCGACGGCAACCUGGUUGGCAGGUCCGAGUCGACCAAGAUCAAGACUUCCACUUCGGCAUCGGGCUCGGAGAGUGAUGAAGAAUUCUCGGGAUCAUCGACUUCUUCUUCGUCGUCCCAAUGGAGUCGGACCUGGAAGUGGGGACAGGAUGGUCCUCGUCGCUGGAAGCGCGAUAAACAUGACGUCCAGCACGACGAGCAUACCGGAUUCGAAGCUGACGACGGCGACGGCAAAUCAGGGCACCGGAAACCCAGUGGGUGGUUCUGGACGAAGUGAUUUACGAUAAUCUUGAUUUUCUAAUUGCUUGUUCAUAUUUGUUUCAUUGCUAGUCUCUACUCACCCAUUGUCAGUUGAGCACCAUGUACAACUUUAGGUAUAACUACAACGUCCGCAAUUUCUGGAUUAAUUGCAUUCAAAUUUUGACCCGUU